Molecule: messenger RNA, 1711 nt
Organism: Tribolium castaneum (red flour beetle)
Lineage: Eukaryota; Metazoa; Arthropoda; Insecta; Coleoptera; Tenebrionidae
Gene: cact
Product: cactus
Biological process (GO): cellular response to tumor necrosis factor
Cellular component (GO): cytosol
Molecular function (GO): NF-kappaB binding
Source: RefSeq, marked validated
AAUCCAUUUUCGCGUGUUGACGUAACGAACCCAACGACCCAAAAUCGAAAAAACCAUCGUCGAACCAUUUCCAACCACCCCUUGGUCCAAGUCCCAAGUGUCUCACGGCUGUCUUUGCAAAAAGUCGCGUGUUGUUUUGGGGGCCGCCAUUAGAAAGUAGUGCGUGCGGACUUGUAGCCAUUUUGUGUAGACUGCUGUACUUUUAAGUGUGUUCGCUUAUUAUCGGGAAAAUGUCCGGGAAACAGGAUAAGAAAAUCCCCUCAGUUCCAGAUGAAGGCGCUGUGAGCGAAGAGGAAAAGUGCGCCCUUGACAGCGGCUUCAUUUCCGGUGAGCUCCGCUCCGAGGAGAAAAUCACAGAGGAGUUGCCCCAAAUUGAACAACCACAAGAGAACUACAUGCGUCUGGACAGUGGCGUCGACUUGUCAGAGAGUUUUUCCGGACUCCAUAUCAAAAAUCCGGACUGGAACGAUCUCUCCUGUGCUAAGAGUAAAGUGCAGGAACCACCUGUUGAAACACCAACGACUGCCAAAGACGACCUCUGGAAACAGUAUUUCCAACAGGAUGAGGAUGGCGAUACGUUCCUCCACUUGGCGAUUGCCGAAGGAUUCGUCGAGGUAGUCCUUGCUUUAAUCAGGAAAGCUCCCCACCCUUUGUUCCUUGACACCCCCAAUGAUAACGCCCAAACACCAAUCCACCUCGCCGCUGCCAAACAGAACUGGCUAAUAGUUCGGUGGUUGGUGGUGGCAGGUGCUAAACCCUGUCCCAGAAACAUCCGAGGUGAUUCACCCUUACAUAUAGCAGCACGAAAUGGUGAUUUACGAACAUGCAGAGCCAUCACCGAUCCAGUACAAGAACAAGAAAGGAUAUCACUUGGUUUAACUUACCCCAAACAGCCCUAUCAGGAGAUCAAUCUCGACCAAUGGAACUACGAAGGUCAGACGUGCGUGCAUGUGGCUGCCAUCGAAGGCCACAUCGACGUUCUGCGCCACCUGGUGUGGUACGGCGCCGACAUCAACGCCCGAGAAGGUCGCCAGGGUUACACCGCCCUCCACUACUCCAUAGUGCGGGGCGAUGAACGUCUGGCGCACUUUUUACUCUCCGAAUGCACGAAAUUGAACGCCGACGCCGUCACCUACGGUGGAAACAGCGCCCUCCAGCUCGGCUUCCCGGUGCCGGCGACCAUCGCCGAAGCGCUCCGGUCACGGGGAGCGUCUUCGCCCUUCUCCACCGCCUCAGAGGACGAGUACAGCGACAGCGAAACCGAAAGUAACGCUUACGAGAAUGCGAUUUUCGUACGAAAUUUAGUCGACGCCAGCGCUUAGAACACAGCGAUUGAAACGACGAGGAAGAGGAGAACUAAUCGAGCCUUCGGAGCGCGCGAAGCGAAGGAGGAAUCAGUUGCCAAAUAUUAGAUACUAAAACUGUGAUCGAUUUCGGCGGUCAAACAACAAGUAACGAAGGAAUCGCAUCGGUUUAUUUUUUUAAUUUAUGAUGUUUUCUUGUAUAUAAUGGUGCGAUUUCUUGCAAUGGUCGAGACGAAGUAUUGUGUUCUUGUGUAAAUUAUUUUUUUUUUCAAAUUUAAUCCUGUUGUAUUUAUUUUUCUUUUUUUGUUGUUGGAUUAUUUCUGUACAUAGGCCACUCUAGCGUUAUCUCGAUUAUUUUUAGUUUAAUUUUAGUCCCUAAAACCGACAAAUAAAAUUAAUAGAAAACU